AUGAUACCCUCAUGACCGGAUCGGGAUAGUGCCCGCGACGGGAGUGUGUUUCCGGGUGUGCGUGCAUGGGCGUGCGUUAUGUCGCACGUCCUGCUGCCGCUCCUUUGCUCCCUUUUGCCCUUGCCCCUUCCUAAUCUUCUAAUCCUACUUGCUUCGUGGAUGGAUGCGUUGAUGGCACAACAAUGGCUGGCGUCUGGUGGUCGGAACUCGAUGUCCCAAUGAACCCUACCACAGGUCCCAAUUUGUCAACAUGGCCGCCAUGAUCUCCCAGCGCCGCGCUGCUGCCAGCGUUGCCUCCUCCGCCCCAAAGCGCGGCUCCCGUGUGGUCACCCGUGUGGCCCAGCCGCUGGCCCAGCCCGGCAGCCAGUCGGCUGCCGCCGAUGCGUCCAUGCUGGCUCGUGCCGGUCUGCCGCCCACGACCACUCCCUACGACAACUACGUGUUCGCUUCUAUCAGGGAGGCUGAGGUCAACCGCGCCAUGACCCGGCGCUACUUCAAGGACAUGGACGAGUUCGCUGAGAGCGACGUGGUGAUUGUGGGCGCGGGCUCCGCAGGCCUGGCGUGUGCCUACGAGCUGGGCAAGGUGGCGCCGCACCUCAAGGUUGCUCUUCUCGAGCAGAGUGUGGCUCCCGGUGGCGGCGCCUGGCUCGGUGGCCAGCUGUUCAGCGCCAUGGUGGUACGGAAGCCCGCCCACCUGAUGCUGGACGAGCUGGAGGUGCCGUACGAGGACGAGGGUCACUACGUCGUCGUUCGCCACGCGGCCCUGCUGACGUCCACCCUCAUGAGCCACGUGCUCAAGAACCCAAACGUGAAGCUCUUCAACGCCACCGCCGUGGAGGACCUCAUCGUGAAGCCCGACCCCCAGCUGGGAGGUGCUCGCCGUGUGGCGGGAGUGGUGACCAACUGGUCGCUGGUGGCGCAGGCGCACGGCACCCAGUCGUGCAUGGACCCCAACGUCAUCGAGGCGGGCGUGGUGGUGUCGGCGUGCGGCCACGACGGGCCCUUCGGGGCAACCAGCGUGAAGCGUCUUGCCCGCCUGGGCAUGGUUCCCGGCGGCGAGGUCCCCGGCAUGGGCGCCCUGGACAUGGAGGCGGCUGAGGGCGCCAUCGUGGGCGGCACUCGCGAGGUGGUACCGGGUAUGGUGCUGGCGGGCAUGGAGCUGGCGGAGGUGGACGGGUCGCCACGCAUGGGACCCACGUUCGGCGCCAUGAUCGUGUCGGGACGUCGUGCUGCCCACGUGGCUCUUGCGGUGCUGGAGAAGCGCCGCAAAGUGGCGGCUGGUGCUGCUGCGGGCAAGGAGAUGGCUGCCUCGGCUUGAACUAAGUCUCGGAAGUGUAGUGCUGGUCGUUUACGCUCUUCCUGUAUUUCAGCAGGAGCAUUGGAAAAGGAUACAGGAGCUGUAUGUUACUUAUUGCAUGCAUGUAUCGGAUGUUUCGCUCCGGUGUUAUUGUUGGAUUUAGCAGAGUGGGAUGUGAAUCUUCUGCGCGUGCCUAAGAAAUCUCGAACCCGUUGCAUUCGUCGGUCCUGCUCGGAAGUAUGUAUAAGUUCAGUUUCGAGGUUGCUACGGUACAAACAGAAUGGUUUUGGCUUGUAACGAAUGAGAGGGCUGCGUUCGUCACGAUACCGAAGACUGUAAAUUUGUAGCUU
Molecule: messenger RNA, 1647 nt
Organism: Volvox carteri f. nagariensis
Lineage: Eukaryota; Viridiplantae; Chlorophyta; Chlorophyceae; Chlamydomonadales; Volvocaceae
Exons: 5
Coding region: 251-1318 (355 amino acids)
Biological process (GO): thiamine biosynthetic process
Source: RefSeq, a predicted model, not a curated record